UCAUUUCUAAAAAAUUAGAAUUAGAAUUUCACAAACUAGAUUAUAGAUCUGACAAAAAACCCUAGUUGUUCUCCAUUGAUUUCAUCACAGAGAGAUAUGGAGAGCGACGAUGAUUUUCAGCUACUCCCACAAUCGGAAGAGAUUUCUCCUUCGGAGAGAAAGCUGAAGCGCUUGAAGAAAGCAAUUAGGGUUUCCACCGAGCCUUCCUCGCCUUUGUUGGAUUUCCCAAAAUCUGAAGCCCUAGAUUCGGAGGAAUUGAAGGAAUUGUCGCCGUCGGGGGCGGGAUCAGAAUCGGAAUCGGAGGAGGGUUUUGAUGGAGGAAAUGAAUUGGAUUUUGGUUUGGGUGGCGAAGAAGAAAAAGAAGAAGAAAAUGGUUUGGGGGUUAAGACUAAGAGGGUUUUGGAGUUUGACUCUGUGGGUGACGAUUUCGAUGCAAAACGCGACGAUCUGAGCGAAGAGAUGGGAGAUGGGGUUGAGGAUCUGAGAAUUGAGGAACCAGUGAAGAAACGACGUAGUUCUGAUGAGCUUGAUGAAAAUAUAGACAACAAGAAGACGAAGAAGAAAAAGAAGAAGAAUGUUGAUGAGAGUGUUGUUGAUCUUGAUGCCACCACCAAAAAAAUUACUAAAAAGGAAAGAAGGGACAAUCUUAAGCAACUUCGUGCUGAGUCUCAGAGACUCUUACGAGAAACUAGAGAUGCAUCAUUUAAACCCGUACUGCUUGUUCAGAAGCCGAUAUCUUCAGUUUUGGAGAAGAUUCGCCAACGAAAGCUGGAGAUUGCAAAAAAAUCUGUUGCUAUAAACAGUAUGUCUUUUCUUGAUGAUGAUGAUGAUGGCAAUGAUGGUUUUGUAAGGGAAGUGGUAGUGGAUUGUAAUUCAGGUGGUCCUAUUGAUGAAAAUAGGGGAAAUGAUGGAGUGGUAAAAGUGGCUAGUGAAGAAACGAUUGAACUUCCUGCUAACAUGAAGAGCAAUUUAGAUGAGCUAUGUAUGGAUGAACCAAGUGAUAUUAAAGAUCACUCCAGCUGUAAAAGUAUACCGUCCCAAAUGGAUGUGGAUGAGGAAUCCAAACAAGAAUUUCGAGCUCCAAUUGGUGAUACCCAGGAGCUGUUUUCUGAUUCCCAAACAAGUGACUCUAUGGAUGAGCUACCUAGCAAGACACCCAGCAGUCCCUUGGAAGAAGUUAUGGCUCCAUCCUUUCUUGCAAUGAAUUUAAAGCUUGAUUCUGCUCCUCCUGAUGAUGUUUCUUCUGACGAAGAGGGCAAUGACAAGGAGAACAUUGCUCCCCAUCCACAUGGAUUAACUGAUUUAUCUUCAUUUCAUGAUCCUGUUAAAGCAUUUGUUGAUGAUGAAGCAGAGGAAGAAGAUGACAGUGAUAAUGACAUGCUUCGAUUCCAAGAUAAUGAAGAAGAUGAGGACAAUGAGGAUUUAGAAGAACUUAAGGAUAUGAUAGCAACUGGAUAUGAAGAAAAGCCAGUUGAUAAUGAGAAGCGUAAUCAACUUCAUCAGAAGUGGCUUGAACAACAGGAUGCGGCUGGAACAGAAAAUCUUUUGCAGAAAUUUAAUUGUGGUUCAAAAUUGAAAGAAACAACUUUGCUUGAAGAGGAAGAAGAUGAGGAAGGUGAUGAAUACAAAGAAGAUUUUGGCGAUGAAGCUGCAGAAGAUUCUAACCCAACAAAUGUUGCCCGGAUGAAUUUAAAAAAAGCAAAGCAAAUGAUUCCUCAAAUGUUUACGGAUAAGGAUGAUGUAUAUUUAUCAUCUGAUGAUGAGGAAACAGAAAAGAGGCUAGCUAAGCAGUGCCUAUUUGAGAAAUCUGAGCCAGCUAUGUUUUUGUCACCGGCAGAGGAUGAGAGUUCCAGAGAAGUUUUUGGACUUAUAAAGAAGUUGAAUAUUGUCCCUGACUCUAAGAAGAAAGCCAAAACACCUUCCCUUUUUAAAAUGCCACCUGUUGGAGGAAAGAGUAACAUACUGUCCAAGUCUUCUUUCCUUGGUUGGGGGUCAAAUCAUUCCUUGCCCUCAUCCCAAAAGAAAGCAUCAGGCAAAGUUCGUUCUUUUAUUUUUGGUCGAGAUGACAGCAAUAGCAGGAUUUCAAUCUCAAUGUCUGGUCUAGAUGACAGCAACAGCAGGAGUUCAAUCUCAAUGUCAGAGGGUUCUUCUGAUGCGAUUCAGAGAGAGAAUCAACCAAAAAGGCCUGCUUCAGCCAAGUUCAGUAACUCACAAACUAAAGCUAGUACCCAGAACACAAGAUCUGUAGCUGAAAUGAAGUCAGGUACUUCACUGUUUGAGAUAUUAAGGCGAUCUUCCCUGCAAUCUGAGCAGUGCACUCGAGAUAGUAUGGUUGUGCAAACUGAAUCCGUAUUUGCUGCAUUUAAAUUGUCAAAGAAGCCAAUAAAGACAGAAGGAAAAGCUUGAUGUGUAUAUAUAAGAAUGCCUUGUUAUUGUUUGACUCAAUGUUUUUUGAGAAGUUCAUUUGUUUAUCAUAUAUUCUUUACAUCUAUUUGAGCCCAUUUCAGAAGCCCUGGUUACCUUAUAUUUUGCUCUGAGUUUGGGUCAUAUCAGAUUGCCUUUAAUGGGAAUCUUGAUGGGGAUCUGCUGUGAGCCUGUGAAAGUAAUGCUGUUCCUGUAUAUAUUGGUUGCAUGCUUGCAAUGCAUUCCCUCUUUCUGGUUCAAAUCAAUAGACUACUGGGAAUGUUAUUUCCUGGAAA
Messenger RNA from Quercus lobata, 2699 nucleotides. RefSeq names its product DNA ligase-like protein. NCBI's taxonomy places the organism in Eukaryota, Viridiplantae, Streptophyta, Magnoliopsida, Fagales, Fagaceae. The transcript is spliced from 11 exons. The record is from RefSeq and is a predicted model, not a curated record. The coding region runs from base 97 to 2406 and encodes 769 amino acids.